Molecule: messenger RNA, 1138 nt
Organism: Rhagoletis pomonella (apple maggot)
Lineage: Eukaryota; Metazoa; Arthropoda; Insecta; Diptera; Tephritidae
Exons: 3
Coding region: 16-528 (170 amino acids)
Source: RefSeq, a predicted model, not a curated record
AUAAGUGAGCGCAAAAUGACAUCCGCAGUUGUCGCAUUUCUCUUAUUGGAAGAAGAAAGUUCCGAGAAAGUUAAAAGAAAAAUUUUGAGAGAUUGCAGCAAUCCACUUGAGCUGCCUGAGACAGCUUUCAUAGCAUAUUAUCGCCUAAACAAAGAGGCUUUCCGAAUGGUGCUUGACACCACUGAAGGGCACUUGACACGUUCGAAAGUUCCACCAGUGCUGCAGUUAGCACCUUCGUUGCGAUUUUUAGCUGAAGGAUCCUAUCAAAGAUCAGUCGGGAACGACUCUAGCAUAAGUGUAGCUAGAAGCACGGUGUCAACGAUUUUAGAUGAUGUGCUUAAGGUUAUGGAGCGGUUCAUUUGCCCUCAGUGGGUGAAACUAGAAAUGGACGGCACCGAAAAACGCAGAUCAAGAGACUAUUUUUUCUUAAAGUACAAAAUUCCCUCAAUAAUUGGUUGCAUCGACGGGACACACAUAAAAAUCAUCAAGCCGAGUAUUGACGAACAUUUAUUUUAUAAUCGAAAUUGAUAUUUCAGUAUGAAUGCCAUGAUUGCAAAUUUGUGAUGGUCACAUGAAAAUUCGAGCGGUCGAUGCACGCUAUCCCGGCUCUAGCCAUGACUCAUUCGUAUGGAACGUUAGUAGCGCCAGACAAUAUUUCCUCAAGAAGUAUGAGUCAGUUGACCGGACAUCAAAGUUGUUAGGAGAUUGUGGAUAUGGCAUAGAACCUUUUUUAUUAACACCAUACAGAGAUCCACGCUACAACUCCAAAGAAUAUAAGUUCAAUUUGGCCCAUUCAUCGCUCGAAAUAUUGUGGAGCGAACAAUAGGAGUGCUGAAAAGCCGAUUUCGCUGCUUAUUGAUCACCUUGCACUAUCGGCCAGAAAAAGUGGUGAAAAUUAUAAAUGUUUGCUGUGCGCUGCACAAUAUCUGCAGAAACUACAACGUGGAAUAUAACGACGACAGUAUUACUUUACCAUCAAAUGAUACUGAUGAAAAUGUUGAAUCUCCACCGAACGGAACACUGCAAAGUGAAGGUAAAAGGAUGAGGGAUGAAAUAGCCAACAGUUUAUAGCAAACCAACUGAAUAAAAAUUCAAAUAUUUAUUUAUUAAAAAAUAAAAAACACAUAUUUAUUUAUUU